Molecule: messenger RNA, 726 nt
Organism: Schistocerca piceifrons (Central American locust)
Lineage: Eukaryota; Metazoa; Arthropoda; Insecta; Orthoptera; Acrididae
Exons: 1
Coding region: 1-726 (241 amino acids)
Source: RefSeq, a predicted model, not a curated record
AUGGGCGCGUCAUCCGCCGACCUCGUUUACGGGCAAUCUCUGACAAUCCUGGGUGAUUUUGUCGAAGAUGUAAGACUCCUACGCGACGCCGUGGCACCCACUCUGGCAGAACGUCUGCUCAGUCACAUGGCCGGCCUCCAAGCGCACGCACUGACGUGGCACCGCACCGGGAAGAUAUUCAUCCACGCUGACUUGCAGCGCUGCACGCACGUCAUGUUGCGUACCGACGCAGUACGGCCACCUCUCCGACCGCCCUACAGUGGACCGCACCGCAUGAUCGCCCGAGGAGACAAAACGCUGGUCAUCGAGUGCAAUGGAAAGCCAUCGACAGUGUCAGUCGACCGUGUCAAACCAGCCUACAUCUUGCCCGCUCCAUCAGCCACGCAUUUCUUCGACCCGGCAGAAGAUCUGAUUAUGGACGACACUCCCUCUGCCAGCAGUCAGACGGAAUCCGCACCCGGAGCCGCUGUCAUUGCGCCGCCACGUGCGCCUCCCACCACCACACUCAGGCAGCUGGCACGGCCACCUCGACCGCGCCUACCACAGGCGCACCGGUCGCCCCCACCACAGCCGCCAGCGGACAACGUCACGCGCGCCGGCAGCCGCGUCAGAUUCAAACGGCCGUGCUGCAUCGCCAGCGCGCCACGACACCCAAACCGGCAAUCACGCACUCGACCCGCCGAACGCCGUCAAAAUUCGGCGCCCACGAGCCGCCGUCCGUUGUAG